GGGGCUAGCUAUGGCUACGGCAUUGCCCCCGGAUGGGUUCAUCUGCGAGAGGUCGUAUACGUAGGAGCGGAGAGGGAGAGGAAAACCUCAUCUUCCCAACAUCCUCUCUUGUCACUGUUGCAACUGACCUUGUAACAACGGUGAAAGUUUUGUGUUUCUUCAGCUGGUGUCUGUGUCUUACACGCAACCACUGAUCGACCCGAGAUAUCACUGCCCUCCCGCUGACACGUCCCUUGUCCUCUGAACCUGACCGUGCCGCGCAAACAUGUCCUCCAUGACCCAUCGGAGAGAACGUAUUCUCCGUUAGCGUUUCCCAGUGUCCGAGUCACACCUCAAACGUGGGCCUCGCAGGCGGAUACAGCGCCAAGACACCAUUAUUCUCGUUGGUAUCCCGCCUUUUGACCCUCACCCAGCCCUUGAUAAUCCCGGAUUUACGCUCCGGAUACAACACGGUCGUUGCUCCUGUCCCCUUCUUAUGAUAAUUAUAAUCCGCCCUUGUGUCUCCCAUUCUUUCUGCUCUUCUCCCUCUCACCGCUGUGUGUCUGGUGAAAUAUUUGGAUGUCGUUGGACUCCCCUCGCUGCUGUGUAAAUUGUCGGUUUCUGGAUAUUGAACAUCACGAACUAUCGAUAUGAUCGAAUCUGAUAAGAUCCAGCCUGCGGGUGCUUCCGUUCAGGGCCAGGGCGACCUCGAGAUUGGUCGCAGCACCCUCCCGCCUUCAUCAGCACAACCAAAUCUUGGUAGCGAAGACCCUAUAUCCUAUCUGUAUCUAACACUCGACACUCCCCUCCCUUCACCACCACCACCACCAUCAUCAUCAGACUCAAAUCCUACGCAAACUCUCCCACCAUGUCCAGACCUUCGACCCUACGCUUCACCCUUCACGUUGCCGCGAGCACGCAAAAACAUCUUCCUCGCGCUCUCGUGCAUCGCGACAAUGCUGACUGCAUACACUGCUGGUACCUACUCCCCUCCCUCAAGAGCAAUGGCUAGAGAUAUCGGGGCCAGUCAUACAGCUACACUCGCCGGAAUCACGACUUUCUGUGCUGGUUUCGCUAUUGCGCCCAUGGCACUCGCCCCCAUUUCUGAGAUCUGGGGUAGACGUCCUGUUUUUAUCCUCGCUGGUUUUGUAUUCGUCAUCUCCCAAGCUGUCUGUUCUGUUAUGCCCAAUUUGGCUGGCAUGUUGAUCGCCCGCUUCUUCGUUGGUGUCGGCGGUUCCGUCUUUAGUUCCGUCGUGGGCGGUGUCAUUGCUGAUCUGUGGGAGAAGGAGGAGAGGAAUACCCCGAUGGCUCUCUUCAGUGGCUUUGUACUGUUUGGAACAGGUCUUGGACCUUUGGUGUCUGCUGCUUUCGUCAACGACCUUGAAGACGAUACAAUGGCUUGGAAGUGGUCUUUCUGGCAUCAAGUUAUUCUCGAUGGACUGUUGCUGGUUGCCAUCUUGAUCUUGUUUAAAGAAACGCGAGGCUCGGUCUUGUUGUCGCGCAAAGCUAAGAAGUUGAAUCAGUGGUAUCAACAACUCGAGGAUGCAGGUGUCUACGGACUUUGGGUGGUCGACCCUCGGGAAGAUUCCUGCAGCUCGUCAUCUUCAAGCGUCAAGACCAUGCCAGGGCACGAAACGAUGCUCGAGUACAACAGACCAACACAACUACGAAGAAUACGAUGGCUCGUUGAAGCAGACGAACAACGACCCCCUCUUCGACAAAUGAUGGCCACCUCCAUCAUGCGACCCUUUCACCUCUUGUUCACCGAACCAGUUGUCUUUUUCUUUUCCCUCUGGGCUGCCUUCUCUUGGGCCGUCCUCUAUCUGUCCUUCUCCAUCGUACCCUAUCUCUACUCUGACAACUUCAACAUGUCGAUGCGCAUCUAUGUUGCGAUGAUGGCAUCUGCUAUUAUCGCGACCGUGGUCGGCGUUCUUCAAGAGAAUCUGAUGAAGCAUCCUCUCUGGAGCGGACACGUUGACGAGAAGGAGGUUUCCCGUUUCUGGCGAUUCAUGAGGAAGCAUUUCCCUGCUGAUUCCCCCGAGGCACGACUGUACUUUUCCUGUCUCACUGCCCUCUUACUCCCUGCUGGCUUAUUCGUCGCCUUCUUAAGUCCCAUUAGCACGAGUCACUAUACACAAGCUAUUGGUAUUGGCUUCGCAAAUUGGGGCAUUUACUCUGUCUACCUUGCUACGUUCAACUACCUUGCUGAUACAUAUCACAUGUACGCCUCUUCAGCCCUUGCCGCACAAAGUUUCUGUCGCAAUGUGCUUGGUGGCAUAUUCCCUGUGUUGACGGGCAUCAUAUUUGACAAUCUCGGUUUGAGAAACGCUGGUUGUGUGCUGGGUGGUAUUGCUUCAGUUCUGACACUUAUUCCAUGGGUUCUGGUGUUUUUUGGAGGCAAAAUUAGGGCCAGAAGCAAGUUUGCGAUCUCUCUACAAAAGCAGUAAGGAUAUUUGUCCAUGAAAAGGCGGAGUCUAGUUAGAGUUCUUUUGUUUCUCUAGAUAGCACGAAGAGCCGUGCUUGUAUGACCUAAUGAAUCUAAACGGCCUAUCAUAAUCAUUGUUGAAUAUAUCGUACACAUAAUCUGUUCUCCAA
Molecule: messenger RNA, 2574 nt
Organism: Fusarium verticillioides 7600
Lineage: Eukaryota; Fungi; Ascomycota; Sordariomycetes; Hypocreales; Nectriaceae
Exons: 2
Coding region: 630-2426 (598 amino acids)
Biological process (GO): transmembrane transport
Cellular component (GO): membrane
Molecular function (GO): transmembrane transporter activity
Source: RefSeq, a predicted model, not a curated record